AUGGACCGGCACCAGCGCGAGUUGCUGCAGCGGCUGAACUUCCAAGAUGAGGUGCUGUCCCUUCUGCUGGUGGCGAAACCUGAGCAGAGGGCAAUGGCGGAGACGGAGAUCUACUAUCAGGAGCAGAGGCAGCCCCCAGAACCGGAGAGCCUGCCCGUGGAUCCUCCGAAGUAUGGCUCCAAGGUAGCCUCACGGCAAGAAAGCUUGGAUGCGGCAGUGCUCGAAGCACCCGCGGCCGUGGUGGAGGACAUGAACCUGGACGCGAUCGAAAUGCCGCAUUCCCGGCAGGUAAGUCGAGACAGUGGGUUUCGCAAGGAGGCGGCGAUGAUCGACGUGCAGCAACAGCUUGACAGAGUUGGUGCAUCCAAGCCAAGGCUUUUCCGCACGCAAAGUGAGAAGGAGGAGGCCAUGAAGCGUGCUGCUUCGGCACGGGAGCUGGAAAUCGACCUCGAAGGAGCGCCCGCGGACGAAGCCAACGACUCCGAUAUCUGUCCUUCGCAAACCCGGCGGAGUGUCCGCAAUGCCUCUCCAGAAAUUUGGGAAGAGAUGAGCUGGAGAGAAAAGAUGCAGCGCGUGGUUCAGUCGGUGCCCUUCGAGGUCUUUUUCUCGGUCUGUAUCGUGGCGAAUGCGGUGGAGCUGGGCGUCGAUGUGCAGAUGUUUGCGCACAAUCCAGGUCACUCCGCGAUCGAGAUGGAGGUCAUUGGCUACAUCUUCACAGCGCUGUUUGCGGUGGAGCUUUUCCUGAGAAUUGCCGCUUAUGGUAAGCAAUUCUUCCUGGAACCGAAGAACCUUGCUUGGAACAUCAUGGAUCUCAUCAUUGUCGGCAGUGCUUUCGUCGAAAUCAUCGUGCAGGACACUCCGCCUGGGGUGUCUACGUUGACGAACAUGCGUGUGCUGCGGAUCAUCAGAAUCACAAGAUUGGUUCGAUUGACGCGCAUCGCGCGGAUCACUCGAUUCAUCAAGGCGCUGCGGACUUUGGUGAGUUCGAUCGUCUUUACGCUCAAAUCUCUGGUUUGGGCAUUGGUGCUACUGUCGUUGAUCAUCUAUGGGUUUGGCAUUGUCUUCACACAAGCAUCAACCCUCUACCUCAUGGAUUCUCAAACUGGCGACGGUGCUUUGGACGAUGCGGAUCCGAUCCUGAUUGCCAUCGAUGAGUACUGGAAGGAUCUCCCUGCCUCCAUGCUGACGUUGUUCAUGGCAAUCUGCGGCGGGGUCAGUUGGGAGAAUGCAUUGAGACCGAUGAGUGUUGUCUCGGAGUGGUGC
Messenger RNA from Symbiodinium necroappetens, 1263 nucleotides. Lineage: Eukaryota; Dinophyceae; Suessiales; Symbiodiniaceae. The record is from the annotation of a GenBank genome assembly.